AUGAUGAACCUGCUCGAAUUUGGAAACUUGGCGUUCUUGGCCACCGCAAUUGCAUCUCUUCUGUCGGUCGUACUUCUUGUGGCGAUAACGCAGCAGCUCUGGACGCUCCGGUGGUCCAUCACCAGGGAUAGAGAAUGCGACCUGCCCCUCCCGAAGGGCUCUAUGGGGUGGCCGGUAGUCGGGGAAACACUCUACUGGCUUUUCCAGGGUUCAAAUUUUCACGUUUCCCGGCGUGAAAAGUACGGCAGUGUUUUCAAAACUCAUCUUCUCGGAAAACCGGUUAUUCGGGUAACCGGGGCAGAGAACAUUCGGAAGAUAUUGAUGGGCGAGCACAGUUUGGUGUGCACGCAAUGGCCACAAAGCACGCGCAUCAUCUUGGGACCAAACAGUUUGGCCAACUCAGUCGGGGAGCUGCACAAGCGAAAACGAAAGAUUCUCACGCCAGCAUUCAGCCAUGUCGCAUUCGAAACCUAUAUCCCGCGCAUACAAGAUGCCAUCAAGAAAGAGAUAGCCAAGUGGUGCUCUGAGCCCGGAUCUGUUGAUGUCUAUGCCGCUACAAAAGCGCUCACCUUCCGCAUAGCGCUGCAGGUGCUUCUGGGGUUGGAUGCUGCAGACGCGCAAAUGGAUUAUCUUUCUAGAACAUUUGAGCAACUGACAGACAACCUCUUCUCGCUGCCCAUUGAUGUAUCUUUCAGUGGCCUCCGAAAAGGUAUAAAAGCCAGAGACAUCCUCCAUAACUUCAUGGAGAAAAUGAUUGAGGAAAAGCUUCAGAAACAAUGGGAUGGGUACAACGACGCAUUCGAUUACAUUUUGAAUAGUGCCAAAGAAAAUCGCUACGAUGUCACUCUUCAAGACCUGAAGGAGACAGCAAUAGAACUCAUUUUCGCAGCGCAUGCCACCACGGCCAGUGCAUCCACAUCCCUCAUCCUCCUCCUGCUGCUGAACCCCGCGGUAGCUCAGAAAGCCCGGGCGGAGCUGGAGACUCUGGAAGUUGGGCACAUCACCGGUCCAAACCAACUCUCCCGGUUAGGUGAUGCAUUAGAGUCCGUUUCGGCCGAGCAUCACAACGUUAGUCCUACCGACCAGCUGUACAACGGCAAGGAUCAGCCUCGCUAUCAUCUGCACUACCUGACUUUGGAGAGACUAAGCCGAAUGCGAUACUUAGACUGUGUCGUGAAAGAGGUCCUUCGACUUUUCCCACCGGUGUCGGGCGGAUACAGAACAGUCCUGAAGACGUUUGAGUUGGAUGGAUGCCAGAUUCCAAAGGGCUGGAGCGUGAUGUACAGCAUCCGCGACACGCACGAGACGGCGCCCGUGUACCAGCGCCCCGACACCUUUGAACCCGAGCGCUUUGGAGUCGAGCGGGACGAGGCCGCCAAGGGCCGCUUCCACUACGUGCCCUUCGGGGCCGGCGUCCGGGGUUGCGUCGGCAAGGAGCUGGCUCAGGUCAUCAUCAAGACGCUGGCGGCGGAGCUGCUGGUCACCGUCGAGUGGAGCCUGGCCACCAAGAAGCCUCCGCGCAUGCAGACGGUGCCCGUGGUACACCCCAUCAACGGGCUCCACGUCCACUUCAACCACAAGCACCCCUGAGGCCCUGCACACUUUAUACGCUGACACAUAUGUCUGUAAAGAUUGUAAUUGAUCGAGGCUAUGUUGUCCAAACGGGUUUAGCUGUAAGCAGUUGAACUUAUUAAGCUCAAAGGAGAGGUGCAGACGGUGCCCGGCAACAGGCUUAAUGUCCACUUCAACCACAAGCACCCCUGAGGCCAUGCACACACAACAUGCAUUAUAGGGUCAAUGUUUGUGAAGAUGGUCAUCAACCAGGUAAAGUCAUCCAAAAGGGUUUAGUGGUA
This is a messenger RNA of Engraulis encrasicolus (European anchovy), 1853 nucleotides long. RefSeq names its product cytochrome P450 26B1-like. The transcript is spliced from 6 exons. Gene Ontology annotation, molecular function: iron ion binding; oxidoreductase activity, acting on paired donors, with incorporation or reduction of molecular oxygen; heme binding. The record is from RefSeq and is a predicted model, not a curated record. Lineage: Eukaryota; Metazoa; Chordata; Actinopteri; Clupeiformes; Engraulidae. The coding region runs from base 1 to 1590 and encodes 529 amino acids. Gene Ontology annotation, biological process: sterol metabolic process.